AUGGCUAAUCAUUCUAAGUCGAUGUUGUUUUUCCUUAUUCUCGGAGCACUUCUUUGCGCCUCCGCUAGUGCACGAAGGGCGCUCACCGGUUCGGUAGUUGGAGAUGAGAAGAAUUAUUUCCGUCAUCCAUUUUAUGGGGGAGGACUAGGCGGUGGAUUUGGUGGCGGUGGAGGUGCUGGUGGAUUUGGAGGCUUAGGUUCUGGAGGUGGGGCAGGAUUUGGGUCAGGCGGUGGUGUUGGUGGUGGUGGUGGUGCGGGAAUGGGAUCCGGUGGAGGACAGGACGGUGGAUUUGGACAAUAUGAUGGAGGGUCCGGAUUUGGAGGUGGCGCGGGAACAGGGUCGGGAGGAACCGGAGGAGGAGGAGGAGCUGGCGGCGGAGGUGGUGGUGGUGGAGGGUUCGGAGGUAGUGCCGGCGGAUAUGGAGGUGGAGCUGGUGGUGGAUUUGGAGGAGGCAGACUUCCUUAA
Molecule: messenger RNA, 465 nt
Organism: Impatiens glandulifera
Lineage: Eukaryota; Viridiplantae; Streptophyta; Magnoliopsida; Ericales; Balsaminaceae
Product: glycine-rich protein 23-like
Exons: 1
Coding region: 1-465 (154 amino acids)
Source: RefSeq, a predicted model, not a curated record